UUAUUCAGUUACAUCCUCCUCUAUGCGUUACGUGUCCCAUGAGUCUGAUCCCAAGGUUUCCAAAACAUCUUGACGAAGACAUUCCAUCCGUCAAAAAAGAACGGAAUUACAUCAUACUACUAAUAUAUAAAAUAAAAUCUUCACUUGUAUCACUUUUUCGUAAUUUUGCAGAUCCGAUCCUCUUUCAGACAUCCUCUCCCUCUCGCUUUCGGGAUCUCUUCACAUCCCCAAUGGAUUGGCAAGGGCAGAAACUAGCGGAGCUAUGGAUGCAGGUACUGCUGAUAGUUUUCGCUGUGGUGGCCUUCGCUACCGGUUAUAUCAUGGGAUCGUUUCGAACAAUGAUGCUAAUUUACGCCGGUGGAGUGGUUUUCACCUCACUUGUUACUGUCCCUAAUUGGCCUUUCUUCAAUCGCCAUCCUCUCAAGUGGUUGGACCCAAGCGAAGCCGAGAAGCACCCUAAGCCACAGCAGCAGGUUGUGGCUUCCAAGGACAAGAAGAAAUCGUCCAAGAAGCUAUGUAAUUUCUCUGAGAAGAAUCAUGAAGCUGCUCUUUCAUUUGAUUUCCGUUUCUGUUGAUAUAGGAGGUUGUUAAGAGUUUGUAGUUCAAACCAGAAUAGAAGAUUUUUGAACCUCUUUCGGGCUGUAAAUUGUUACGUGACCUCAAGGUGAGUGAAGUAUGUGCUACCAAGCCUACCACAGGUAUUUGGUCCAAAAGGUCACCCAUAGAAUAGGCACAGACAACAGCUGUAAAAGCUGCCCAUUGUUAGAUGAAUGUUUCCGGUGUGGCCUCUGUUCAGCUUUUGCUAGAUAAGCUCCAAGUUGCCACAGGAAUCAUCAUGGCACUGGCUGCCUUUGUUUCUAUUCCAUAUCUUGUCUGUGAUUAUAGUUCAAGUACCAAAAAUUUUAAACAUGUAAAACACACAAUGCAAGGUUUCUUUAACCGGUAACUCGCUGCAGUUUUCUGCUUAGUGCUUAGGGCAGAGUAUAUUGUCAACUAUCUACUGUUUUAUUUUUCCCACCACUUUAAGGAAAAACAAAAGUAUAAAGAUGUAAAUUCAUUGACCUAGUAGGGAUUUUUGCUUGCUUGUGCCACAUACAAGGGCUUUACUGGACCUCCAGUCACAAAGGAUUAUUCUUCAUUCAACAGUGGCUUAUUGAAAUAUAAGAUAUUAUAAUUUAUUUU
Messenger RNA from Populus trichocarpa (black cottonwood), 1182 nucleotides. Its product is annotated as signal peptidase complex subunit 1. Gene Ontology annotation, cellular component: signal peptidase complex; endoplasmic reticulum membrane. The coding region runs from base 39 to 575 and encodes 178 amino acids. Gene Ontology annotation, biological process: protein targeting to ER. The transcript has 4 exons. The record is from RefSeq and is a predicted model, not a curated record. NCBI's taxonomy places the organism in Eukaryota, Viridiplantae, Streptophyta, Magnoliopsida, Malpighiales, Salicaceae.